Molecule: messenger RNA, 8002 nt
Organism: Dimorphilus gyrociliatus
Lineage: Eukaryota; Metazoa; Annelida; Polychaeta; Dinophilidae
Source: the annotation of a GenBank genome assembly
CAUGGAUGCUGUUAGAAGACUACUAUUGACCAAACAUGAAACAAAGUUGCAAAAAUUACUUGAUAAUAAAAACAAUUUUUUUUUCGCUACCGACUUUCUUGUACAGGAAGGCAUCUACAACUGUGAACAAGGUCAAGACAAUAAGCAAAGCUAUGAAGAAAGCAAUGACAAAGCAAAAAUAAUAGAUGCAACUAUUAAUGAUAUUUUCAACAAUGAAUUCUCCCUGACGGGACUGUUCAGUGAAAUGGACAAUAAACAAUCACAACAGUUGGCUCAAAACUUUACCGACGAAAAGAAAGUUGAAGUUUGGGAAAAUUUGAUAAAACUUGUCAAAAUGAGGCGAAAAGAAGAACUUUCAAAUGUUCCAAUCCUUCCAUUGAGACAAAAUAAUAGACAAAAAUUAGAUAGUUUUAGAGUUCCAUUAAAACUGUCACAGACUAAGGAAAAUGUUGAAAAUGAAGAAACAACAGUUGAACUUGAGGAAGAAGAGGUUUUUCAAGAAAUAUUUGAAAAAAAAAUAAAAGAAAAGAAAUGGAUAUUUGUGGGAUGUCCUGGAGCAGGUAAGACUCUUCAAAGUCAACAAAUCAUCUACAACUGGUCCAACAACAAGGAGGCAGCUUAUCAGUUAAAACACCAACUGCUGCUCUCUAUAAAUGUUAGUCGAAUAGAUGAGGAAGCCAACAGUCUAUCUGCAGUGGUGAAAAAGCAAAAUUUCAACAGCCAAAUAUUUGACUACAUCAGAGAAGAUACUGUAGAGGCAUUGUUGAAAGAUGAUAAUUCAAAGACAACUCUCUUGAUAGAUUUAGGUAAGGAAUGUUUUUUGAAAAAGCAGUGGAUAUCAACACUUUUAUUGCAAGAAAAAUAUCCAAUAAGAAUGAUUAUCUGGGUGGAAAGUUUACAAAACAAUGAUUUAAGAAUAAAUGCUGCUGGUGUAUUUCAACUGUUAAAAUUUAAUGAUCAACAAAUUCAAGCAUUAUACACAAAAAUGGUGAAACAGCAAAGUAAACAAUUAUGGGACUUCAACUCGAAAUUAAGGCAAUUGAGUGAAACUCCAAAGAUUGCUAUGAUAAUCUCGAGCCUUUGGUUAGAAAACAAGGACCUGUUUAACAAGAAGACUCCAUAUUCUAUGUUGGAUCCAAUAUGCAAAUAUGGCCAGCACUUUGAAGAGAAAGAUGUUCAAAAGAAUUUCUUUCAAUUUUGUUUCAACAACAUCAUACAAGAAGAUGGUAGCCCAAUUCAAGAGUUUGACAAAAUAGAGGAAAUAGCGAAAUGCUAUUCAAAUGUUCUAUUUACAAAAGUUGAUGACACUCACUCUGAGCCUAAUUUGAAAUUUCAUUGCAACUUGUUCAAAGAGUAUUUUGCAGCAAAACAUUUAGAAACACAAGUUGAAAAUAUGAAGAAAGCAAAGGAGAGCGAUAAUAUAAUGGAAAUGGAAAAUAUUUACGAAAUCAUCAAUAGAACUAAGAAUCCAAAGAUUUAUAAUAUAAUAGCAUUUCUUGCAGACUACUGUGAGAAAACCUACAACAAAAUGAUACUGGAACCCUGCUUUAAAGAUAAGGUUUUGAAAGAUAAAGAUUUACAAGAAUUAAUUAUUGGCAAUGAUUCUCACCAAACAGUCAGAGUGAAAAAGGAGACAUUAAACGAGUAUACAAUAGGAAUCAUCUUUAAAAGGUUUCAAGAGGAAAUUGAGGAAUUGGAGCUGAGCGAAUGUACAUUUAGAGAUGAUUCAGAUAAAAUCUGCUUCUUCGAAAGGAUUAGCAAUUGUAAAAAAUUGAAAUGUUUAAUCUUUGAAGAAGAGGAAAUCAGGCUAAAUGAUCUGGAAAUGAAUUUUGAUAAAUUACUCAAAUCAGUUUUGAACAUGAAAAAGUUGAAAAAGCUCAUUCUCAAGUCAACAACAACACCAAUAAACACAAGGGAAUAUGAUAUUGAAGCAACAGCAAGUGACCCAUUUUAUGAAGACAAAGAUUCGGCUACUUUAAGAAUUACUCUAUCAAAUCUUGACAAAAAAUAUGGGUUAGGUCUUGUCAUCAGUAUCAAAGAAAACGAAAUAGUUGGAGUAGAGUACUUUAGUAUUGGAAUGAACGAUGAAAUAACAACAGGAUUUGUAGAAAUGAUAACAAAUAUUCAUACUUUGGAAUCAAUUACAUUAAAUAAUAAAAUAUUAAAAAGUGAAUUUUGUAAACAAUUCUUUCAUCAACUGGAAAGUUUAGAAAAUUUAAAAAAUACUUUUAUUAUAAAUUGUCAAUUGGAUGAGAUAGAUGAAGAUUUUUUUAAGCAAUGCAGCAAACAUUUCUGCAAUUACUACUCAAUGUUUCAUGAGCAGAAAAGCAAUGAUUCCAUUCAAGACGAUCUCCCUAGUAAUUAUAGAGCAUUUUUAAAUACUAAUCAAUCGCUUCUUCCCUCCAACAGAAAUAAAUCCAACACCAAUAAUAAGGCACUCAACGAAAUAUCUAUUGUAAUUGAGGAUGAAUCGCCAAGGAUUCUCCUCAACUCCGAUGUUCAGAAUGAAAUGUUUCAGAUUAUUCCGUUAAAAGAUGAAAAACACAACAAAUUCAUCGAAGAAGCGAUUAGAAGUGAUUUUAUAAUGUUUGCUGAAAUUCCAUUCUUUUAUGGAGCUUCUACUGAAGAGAAGAAGAAAUUCUUUCUCAACUUUUCACAGUUCAGCAAUGAAAAGAAAAAAACAAUGAAUUUGAACAAGGAAGACAAGGAAGAGAAUGAGAAGGUUGAUAAUUGCAGACUAUUUAUGAGCUAUGUCAUGAAAAGUAAUGCUAUUCAGAGAGUUUCAAUGACUAAUUUCAACAUUUUUGGAUUUUUGGAAGAAUUUGAAAAAUUUAUGAAUAUAUCAUUCCAGAAAUUGAAAUAUUUCCACCUGGAAAAUAUUGAAAUAGAUAACAGAAUCAGUUCAAUCUUUUCAAGUUGCCUUUUCUCUUUAAAAGGUUUACAAUCAAUUAAACUAAAGGAUGUGAAAUUUAUUGAUAAAGCAAUGCUAAUUUUCUGGCAAGGCCUAAAUUCAAUGAAAAGUGGAAUAAAAGAAUUUUCAGUUGAGAAUUGUUACUUGGAUAAAGAGAGUUGUUUUCUCCUUAGUCAAAUAAUCAAGAAUUUCAAACAGUUGGAAUAUUUGCAUUUAUCGCAAAUUAUCUGUUUGGAUUCUGAAUUUAACCAUAUUUUCAAAAAGGUAAAUAAAAAAUUGAAAUCUGUAAAUCUGUCAAAAUGCAACUUAAAUCGUGUUUAUCAAUAUGAAAAUCUUAUCAUUUUGCUGAAGAAUUUAAAAAAUUUAUCUCAAAUCGAUAUCUCACACAAUACGCAAUUUUACGGAAUGUUCCGAGAGGUUAUUGAGAGUUUAGAGAAUUCGUCGAGUAAGUUAAAAAGCAUCAAUUUGAGUAGAUGCAAAUUAAACGAGAAUAGUCUAAAAGUUGUCAGUAAAUUCUUAAAGAAAUGCUCCCAAUUGGAAAAUCUAGAUUUAAGUGGAAAUGUAAUUAAUGAGGAAGUUUGCUCUGAUUUGUUUACAGCUUUAUCAACUAAUAAAAUUAUGAAAAUUUUAAAGAUUAACGAUUGCAAACUGAAAAUUGGCAAAAGUAAUAAAUUGAAAGAAUUCCUGGCUGAAUGUAAAUGCUUAGAGAUUUUCUGGAUACAUAAUAAUGUUGAAAUUAGAGAAGAGAGAAUGGCGGAAAUAUUUGAAGCUCUUUCACAGUCAUCAUCCAAGUCAACAAUAUUAAAGUUGAAUUUUUCUAAUUGUAAUCUCUCUCAGAAAAGUUUGAAAGCAUUUUGGGAUCUUUUCAAAUCUCUACCAAAUGCUCAAAGUAUAAAUUUGAGUAGAAAUGAAAAUAUUGGCAAGCACUUGAACAUUUUCUAUUCAAGUGUACAAUCAAAUCAGAGUAACUUACUCUACUUGGAUAUUUCUAGUUGUAAAAUAAGGGAUCUCAAUACUGUUGAUGAUGAAAAUACUAAAGAGUAUCUAUUGCAAGAUUUAACUGCAACAAAUUUUUAUCACUUGGAAGGAGGACUCUUUUCAACAAAGUUUCAAAAUAAAGAUUUAAACUAUUUCAGGAGUAUUCUCCUUGAGAAAAUGUCUGUACAAACUUUGGAACAGAAUUUAGUUUCCAGGAAAUACCAGUGUAAUGAUGUCAUCAAGCUUAAGGAAAGCCUUUUGAAAGACAUAAAGAGUGAACAGCCUGAUGAUUUUAACAACUUAUCUCAUUUUAAGAAAUGCAUAUUGAAUGAGUCGUUAUUUAAGGAUGAAGCUGUUAGGGAAUUUAGAAAUCUUCUUUUUCAAGAUUUGAGAAAUUGGGCUUUGAAAAAUUUACAUAAUUUCUUUAUGGCUUUCAGAAGAUUGAAAUACCUGAAUUUGAGUAAUAAUGAACCUCCUAUGCUUGAAAUUAUACCUGCAAUAAUUAAGUCUUGUGCUCCUUUUCUUCAUUUCUUGAUUUUGAGAUCCUGUAAGUUGUCGUACAGAGAACAUGGACAGAAUUUGAGCCAUCUUCUCAUUUAUUGCAGAUCUUUACGUUACUUGGACAUGAGUUCAAAUGAGAACCUGUUGGAAAUUUCAAAUGAUGAUGAUCAAGAGAAUGACAUCCAGAUUAUAUCAAAAUUGAAAUUAGCAAGUCCAACACUGCAAUCUUUAAAAUUCAAUUUGUGCAAUUUCAAUGAACAAAAUGGCAAAGAGUUGGCAGAACUACUGAAGGUAUGUCCAAAUUUAAGUGAAAUUGACAUUGGCGGAAAUCCAGCUAUUACUAACAGUUUAGGUGAAAUAUUUGAUUCAUUAAGAAAAUCUUCCAACUUGAAAGUUUUCAAUAUAAACAAAUGUCCAAUAACCAAACAUUGUUUAGAUAGCUUGAGCAAAUUGUUUGAUCAUUGCCACUACCUUGAGGAGAUCUAUAUAACUUUUGGUGAAAGGCAAGACAACAGCAGACCAACUGCUAGAACAACAAAGGACAAGGAGAGGGAGAAGGGGGAGGAGGAUAUAGAGAAGGAGAUGGAGAAGGAGUUUAUGGAAAAGGAGAUAGAGAAGGAGAAGAAGGAGAAGGAGAAGGAGGACACAGAGAAGGAAUUGGAGAAGGAGGAGAAGGAGGAUAUGGAAAAGGAGAUAGAGAAGGAGAAGAAGGAGAAGGAGAAGGAGGACACAGAGAAGGAAUUGGAGAAGGAGGAGAAGGAGGAUAUGGAAAAGGAGAGAGAGAAGAAGGAGAAGGAGAACAAGAACAAGAACAAGAACAAGAAAAGACUACUGUCAGAUAUAUUUAAACAUUUAAAGAAUUCUUCAUUGACAUUGAGAGUAUUUCACCUGUCAGGUUCAAUUAUAAAAGAGGAUAUAGAUAAUAUCGUCAAUUUUUUAGUCAAAUGUCGAAAUUUGAGUAAUGUAACAUUGGAAAUAAAUGAGGAAAGCAGAUUAUUAAUUUUAAAGAAGAUAACCGAUAUUAUCUCAUCAAAUAGUGUCUAUCAUUCAAAAUUCUUUCCUUGGCUUAACAAAGCAAAAAGUAAUAUGUCGAAUAUAGUAAAAAAGGCUAGAUUGAACAAUGACAAUGGUCAAAAUCCCAGCUUAACCAGAAUUUGGCAGAAUUUUGUAAACUUAACAGCUAACUGUCAUAAAAAUUAUUUAGAUGGCGUGAAAUUUCUACCCAAUAUCGACCUAAAAACAGUUGCUCAACCAGAAUACACCAAAUUUUUCAACCAAUUAUAUAUGCCAUUACUUUUGAAGCAAAUUAAACCUUUUCAAAAAACAACCAGCAAUUUAGCUGAUGUUAUGUUUUUGGAAUCCAUCAGCAAUUCGGCAGUGAAUAAUUUCAUUAUUGGAUCGGCUCAAAUUGGCAAAACAACACUGUUCAAUAGAAUUCUGUAUUUAUGGUCGAAGGAGGAGAAACUGCAAAAUCUUUUGGUAUUAAGGUUAAUGUUGAGUGAGAUAAAAAGCCCCAUAUCCUUAGUUGACUGCUUGUUUGAUUCAAAUUAUAAACAUUUGAGAAACGGCAUUAAUAGGAUAAAGGAGAAUUUGAAUAUGCUUUUGGAAUAUUAUCCCAAAAAGUUGUUGAUUCUUAUUGAUGAUGAUGAAGAACAUUCAAACUAUCCGGAUAGUAAUCUAAGCAGAAUUCUUAGAGAAGAGAUGGCAUGGAAAAUUAGAAAGUUGAUUUUCAUUAGAAAUUUAAGGCAACCAUCAAUUCCUAUAGAUUAUAUAUUCACAAUAAAAGGUAUCAAUCCCAAACACAAUAUGAACAGUCUUAAGGACAUCUAUUGUAGUUAUUCUGGAAGCAAUACAUUUUCAGCAAUCAAAUACAAUUAUUCCAUGUUGAUGACUUCUUUAAAAGGCUUCAAGGAAUUUUGCACUCAUCCUUUGUGUUUUUUACUUGUAUUUUUAACUUUAUCUGAGAAGUAUAAUCAACAUGAUCCUGCCUUACAAAAUGCAAUUCAACAGUUUAUAAAGAUUUUAAAUGAGAAGAAAAGGAGUCAUUUCCAAUGGGAAAAUAACAACAACAAUACAAAUGAUGUCCUAGUACAAUACUAUACAAAUUUAACAUCAAUGAAGCUUGACAGUCUCUUAUCCACUGGAAUUAUAAGAUAUAAUCCACAAGCUAUUUUCCCUUUAAUUCAUGGUUGGAAUAAAUUAUUCAUAUUACCUGCAAUUGAAAAUUACUACCUGAGAAAAUUCUUUGUCUCCAGAUCAUUAGAUCCAUCAGGUGUGCCAUUGUUUAAAGCACUUUCCGAAGGGAAAUUUCUGGGAAGUACCUUAUCUUUAAACAUUCGGAAUGCAGGUGAUAUGAGCCUCUUCCUCUACCUAUGUAAGAAAUCUGUACACCAAUUCAAUAAAAUAGUAAUUAAGUAUAAGGGUGACAAAAGAAUCUUUUUAGCCUUACAGAAAAGGCAUAAACAAGAUAUUAAAGUUUUAGCAAUAGUCAACCUUUGUGCAAGUGAAGUGUUCUGUCCAGCCAAAAAUAACAGUACAGUUUUUGGUCAUUUAAAGAAUGUAAUUGAAAAAAGUCUGCUUCAAUUUCCAAGUAACAGUAAUUUAUUGCUAAAAGAGAUGGUGAUGAAUUUUACAUAUAUGGAUUUGAAUUCUUACAAUUUGAAAUCAUUUUUCACUGAUACAACCAGUACAUUCAUCUAUUGUACAGAAAUUCUGUUGAGUGAUGCAAGUUUGAACGAGAUCACUUGCAAACAUCUGCAAACAUUCCUGUCUAUGCAAUUCUCUUUAAAAGUCUUUGAUAUAAGUUUCAAUAGAAUUGGUAAUGAAUGCCUUCAAAGAUUCUUCCAAAGUCUCUCUCCCAGUGCACCCAUUUUGGAAUGUAUUUUUAUUCAAAGUAUUGCAAUUGACAAUAACAUUGUAAAAGCUUUCAUAGACUUUUUAAAUCAACUGCAAAACUUGCUAAAAGUGGAUAUAUCAAAUAAUGAUUUGACAAAAGAAUACAAACAACAAAUGAUCAAUUUUGCUAUAGAAAAAAAGCGAAAGGGUGGAAGAAAGGUGUCUUCUAAAAAUGGAGAUCCAAGAAUUGACUUUUCAACUGCACAGAGAAAGGAAAGGAUUUUCAAACAUGAAAGAUUUACUGACAAUUUUCAGUUUGAUAACUUUGACAGUCAAUUCUUGUCAUUAAAUAUUUCACCUAAAACCAGGCAGCAUUUUGGGUUGAAAAAUGGUUACCAGGAAAAAUCAUCUAUUGCAGAUAUUCCUGCAAUUACCAUACCUCUGGUCCAAAACUACAAGAGAGGGGAAACUUUCCAGCAGAAUGGGGCUAGUUGUCAUACAGCAGCCAGAACAAAAGCAUAUCUGAAGAGAAAGGGAGUAGAAACGCUGGACCCAUGGCCAGGAAACAGCCCAGACCUGAACAUCAUUGAGCAAAUAUGGGGCAUAUGCCAAAAAUGUUUAAUGGCACAUCAGGCAAGAAACAAGGAUGAGCUGUGGGAGAUGUUCAGAGAGGAAUUUUUUAAAAUUCCAGAAUUGGAAAUUCAAUUCUUAUAUGAGACAAUUGAAAGAAGGCUUAGGGCAGUUGUGGAAGCUAAGGGUAUGUACACAAAAUAUUAA